AUGAAUAAUAUUAGUAGUAUUAGUAAUAAUAAUAAUAAUAACAGGGAUAUAAUUAAUCUUUCAAAUGUUAUACAAUCAAAGAUUGUUGAAUAUUGUUUAUUUGAAAAGUUUGAUCAUGUUCCUCUGCCUUUUGUUUUUAAAUUAAAGUUAGCAUUAGUUUCAAAAUUUUGGUUUAGAGCAGUAUCCAAUACUUUGGCUCGGUACUCAAACGUUGGUGACAAUCAUAGAGAGAGUUGGAGUCACUACAACAAUCCAUGGUGCCUGAUCAAAGGUCCUUCAAUUUUCUAUAUAUUCGAAAGAUCGAUUAAAGAUCCUUUAUUAGAUAGUUCUUCAGAUUCUAUCGACAACAACAAUAUCAAUAGCAAUAACAACAGCAAUAAUGAAAAUGAUAGUCAAUUAGUUGGAAUUUUAAAGUCAUACUUCAAACAAUUUACAGGUUUCCUACAAAAACCCAAAACAACUCAACUUUCAAACAUUACAAUUCCUGAGAGUAUGAAACCAUUCUAUUUCAAUUCAGUAAAGAUGGUUUAUGUAAAGUGUAAAGGAGGUUCGCUAUCCCAGUUUCAAAUCGAUUCCAUAAGAAGAUUCGAUUCUCUAGAUUUGAGCAAACCUAUAUUUAAAAUAAUAUCUCCACUUUCGGAAAAGUUAUUCGAUUUCUCCAAAACAUUGAAAUCUAGAGUUCACCUUAUUACACCAAUUUCAUAUGGUGGUCAAAUGAAUAUAUAUAGUAAUAAUAAUAAUAAUAAUAGUAACAAUAAUAAUAACAAUAAUAAUAACAAUAAUAAUAUCAAUAACAUUAGUAUUCAUUUACAUUUGUCAUCGACUACAAUGGAAAAUGUUAAUGUUUUGAUGGAUCAGACGUGUAGCUAUCUUAGAUAUUUAAGCAUCAGUGAUUUCAUGGAGUAUGAUUACAAGUCAUGUCUGCCAAGGUUGGUUCAACUCAGGAAAAUUACAAUACUGUGCUACGAUUUCGAUCUACCGGUUCACCAAAACAUCAGAGAGUUCCUCAUGGAGUCACAAUCCAUUAAGAAACUGAUUCUCCAUCUGAGAGAAUUGAAUCGUAAUUGGAUAAAUCUAGUAGAUCAAUCUUUAAUUGCAAAUAUUUCCAUCAAUUUAAAGUCAGACUCGACAGAUUACCAACUAGACAACAACAACAACAACAACAAUGGUUCCAUUCCAAAUAGAAAUUUAAAGUAUUUAUCACUUACGAUGGAUUCAUCGAAUGAAUUACAUAGUGCAGCUGAAAACAUUUUUAAACAUGGCAAAUAUGGUGGUCAAGUUUGUACAAAGUUGAGUUUAAUGGAUAUGGCCAUUCCAUCAAACUUCUCUCAACUCUAUAUUGUAAAGUUAAAGUUGAACCAAAUCGUUUUUACAUUCAAUAUGCUCACAAGUGUUGUAAACAAUAGAUAUCUUCGUAAAUUAACUGUACUAUUAAUUAAGGAUAAAGACAUAGUAUUUGAUUUCAUAGAGUAUUUAGAUAAUACUGCUGAAACAACAACAACAGCAAUAAAAGCGACAACAACAACAAUACCAAGUCAACAACAAUUUUGUAAUAACAAUAUCAAUAGACAUUCCGUUCAGCAUGUUAAAAUUUCAAUAUUGGAUGUAUUCUUUAAGGAAACAAAAAAGCUAUUUAAACCUUAA
Heterostelium album PN500 is the source of this 1644-nucleotide messenger RNA. RefSeq lists its product as uncharacterized. Lineage: Eukaryota; Evosea; Eumycetozoa; Acytosteliales; Acytosteliaceae. Bases 1 to 1644 code for a protein of 547 amino acids. The record is from RefSeq and is a predicted model, not a curated record. The transcript is spliced from 2 exons.